Messenger RNA from Prorocentrum cordatum, 2430 nucleotides. NCBI's taxonomy places the organism in Eukaryota, Dinophyceae, Prorocentrales, Prorocentraceae. The record is from the annotation of a GenBank genome assembly.
UUCUCUGACGGCUGACUGACGCAAGGUGUGCCAGGUUCGUCCUAUCAGCUCCUUCGCGUCCUCGCGGCGACUCCUCUUCGGGGAGGGUGCCUGGGAAGGCGCCACAGACAUGCUCGCGUCACUAAAAAACACAGUCUCCUGGCGGCCUCGCUGGGCCCCAGGGCCGUCAAAAACGACAGGACAGCCAGCCAAGGCAUCGCAUGCCUGGGGCGCGCCCCGUCGCGCGGGCGACGAGGAGGAGGAAGAGUAAAGAGUGGGAAUACGCAGCGUAUUUGUUCUGGAGGAAGAGAAUGUGCUAGCCUUUGCACGGCAAACUCGCAAGGCCGCGGACAGCUCACGCUGCCGGGGACCCCACGGCCUCAGAAGGGGAACAAGCUUGCGUGGGCAGCGGGAGCGGCUCGCGCUGCCGGACAGCUGCCCAACGAGCUCAAACAUGAGAGAGAUCGACUCGACUCAUGACGAGCAAUGGGCAGUGCAUGAUUGCUCGCCUCGUUCUAAAAAAAUAGAGGAUCCGACGGCGAGCAGCGGGCAGUACAUACCGGCACGCCUCGUAACGAGCAGUGCCCUCGACCCCAGAUGCCGACGGGCCUGGACCCGCAAAAAUGACGGCCGCGGCGCCCUCUCGCGAAGCGAACACGGCCAAUUCGCUAAUCGACGUGUCAGGGUAGGAAGCCUAUCAACCUCCGACAGAUGCUGUUCUUUCGGGCCGUGCUGGGCCGGGCCGAUGCGCUCGCCCCGUAUGACCUUGCGGCACGGGCACGGCGGCCCGGCUGAGCCUGCAGCGGUGGCAUAUAAGCAGUGCACGGCCCCUGCUGCCCGGGUGACCUCUGGCGCCCCGAAAAAAAAAAGAGUCCUGGCCCGCGCGGAUGGAGGAGGACGAAGAGGAGCAGAGGAGGAGGAGGAGGAGCGAGGAGGAGCGAGGAGGAGCGAGGAGGACGCUGCCGGACACAAACAAACUGCAGCAAAUAUGCACAACGGCAGUCUCCUCGUAGGUGGCCAUGCCGAGCACGAACACUCCGUCCAGCCGAGCGGCCUCUCCUGUUCCCAUCGCUGAAUCCGAUCGGCCGCCAUCUGGCCCGUAUCUAGAUCGGCAAUCUUGAAGGAGAAGAGCGCUCGCCGCCGAGCUGAAGCAACGGCUGGCGCAGGCUGUGGGCAGCUUGCGCUGCAGCGCCGCGGCGGCCCCAGAAGGAGAAGGAGAGCAGAAGGUGCAGCGCACACCACCAGAGGGGCAGCCUAGGCGGACGCCACGAUAUAUCCCAACGGGGAAGAGGAGCAGCAGGCCUGCGAGCAGGGCGAGGCGGGGGAGGAUCGGCGGUGCGCGCCCACAGCAGCAGGAGUGGUGGCGAACUCCAGCUGCACGAGUGCACGGGGCUCAGGCUCAUGUCAGAGAGGAGAACAGGGGGGAGAAAGAGAGGUAGAGUGAGCGGGGAGGAGCGCGUGAGACAGUGCACACGCCAAUCUUCUGCGAACUAGUAAAGCAACCUUGGAGCAGUGCACACGCCCAUCUGCGACGCCAAUAUGCUGUGAACUGCUAGUCGGAUGCGUGAGCAAGUCAAGGGUCGAGGGUGUGCACGUCAAAGCUGUCUCGACUCAACUAAAAAUCAUAUAAUGCUCAAGCAAGAUUCCGCGCUAACGUAUCCAAUAUGCUCGCAUAUGUGUCAAGGUCAAGAGAUAAAUCCUGAGGCCAGGCCAAACAUUCAAGGAAGAGAUUGGCGACACCGCGCCUCUACUGCACCCACGCGGCUGCUUCGGCGUUGCUGUGCAUCCUGUCAGGGCGACACGGCCAAACCGAGAAACUGCACACUAGAAGGCGAGAGAGGGGGCGGGGAGGAAAUGCAAUGGAAGGUGCGUUCUUCGAGGUAGAGGAGGGAAGAGGGAGAGGUGAAGAGAUCGGCUCAGACGGCGAAGGAAGCUUCAGAACCGAACGACGCCAAGACGCGGCGAUAGCUCACCUGGGCUUGCCGUGACCUCACCCCGGUUGCGCUUGCUAGUCAUCCUCUGGCGCCUCCUGCGCUGCGCCAGGGAUUCAUGCCCAGGCUCCUGCGCGAUCCUCUCUUUCCUCCUCUGUUGCUUUUUCCUAGCCGUCUUCUCGAGCUCCUCGGGGAUCGCUUCACGAUCUCCUGGGGGGGCUCCAAGGAAUGUCGCCAAGGCUGGAGCUGACUUGGAGCGAUGAAGCAGCUCCUGCCGCCAGCGCCUCUCGUUGUCGUCCACCACAUGGAUCACCGUCGCCUUGACCACGAUGUGCCAACGCGGCUCCGGCUGCCACACAUCUGGCUUGUGAACGGCGGCAGGGCAACCGCACGAGUCGCCAACCAUCAGGAAAGCGAUACCCUCAGGUGCGAGCAGAAGCUUCCCAAGCAAGUUAGAUCUCGAGCCAGAAAUGGCUUGAGCCAAAAUGGCUACGGAUGGGAGCCUCUGGGGCCGUCUUGG